This is a messenger RNA of Plasmopara halstedii, 2763 nucleotides long. RefSeq lists its product as uncharacterized. The record is from RefSeq and is a predicted model, not a curated record. The transcript is spliced from 2 exons. Bases 1 to 2763 code for a protein of 920 amino acids. NCBI's taxonomy places the organism in Eukaryota, Oomycota, Peronosporomycetes, Peronosporales, Peronosporaceae. Gene Ontology annotation, cellular component: endosome membrane. Gene Ontology annotation, biological process: regulation of early endosome to late endosome transport; receptor-mediated endocytosis; endosome organization.
AUGGCUCAGCCUGGUAACACCGAAUUGGAGCUACAACAACUCAAGCAGAAAUUGGAUUCAGUAGUAUUUGGUCCCGAAUUCGUGGCUUUAGAUGAGCGCUUUGUGCCGCAUGGACCAGAAACCACAGGCUUUGAAAUAGAGCCGCGCGUUAGCUCCUUUUAUAGUGCACUGGGACCUGAUGAUGACGACGAAGAAGACGACGACAUUGAAAGUUGUGAAUUGCCUAUCAAUCGCUACGCUGGUGUCAUUUAUGCUGCGCGUUAUUUUGUGACCCGUGUGGGGUUUCUACGCUCGGCCAAGCGGCUCUUGGUGCUCAGUAGCAAUCACUUGACUAUAGUAGAUCCAUAUUCAGAUGAAGUAAAGGAGCGUUACGCUUUCGACAAUAUCAAGGAAAUUACGAUUGCCUCGGACAGUGGUAACCACAAUGCCGACCGCGCCUUUACUAUUUAUAUUGGAAAAAGUCUCAAGGAAACGUACACAUGCAGAUGCAGACAACAGCUUCUGUCAGCUUACUAUCAGCUUAGAGAGCGGGCAUCAUCUAUCCGAAAGGACGAAAUUGAUGCUGCUACCGCAGAUGCCUUGAGCGCUGUUGGAGCGAGUGUGAGUGACAAUAGCUGGGCUACGAGUUCGGGAGGACCAGGCGGUACCCACAAGCUUGGUAGUGGUAUGUAUUUUGACAGUUUGUUUCAACUCUGUGGAAAGACAUUUACGAUGUCAAAGCUCAGUACGACACGUAGUAUUGCCAUUCAGCCUGUUAAAGUAGGCGUGUUACUGGCUGUACGUGCUGCUAGUUUGGACAGACUUGAUCCGGAAACACACACGACACUGUCUUCAAUUUUAUUGAUUGAUAUUGUAAAGAUCCAACGGGUGAAUACAAAUUCAAAUGAGCUAGUACUGUAUUUUGAAAAUAAUCGAAUCCAUCGAUAUUGGUGCGAUAGUCGGGAGCCAUUUAUCCAAGCAAUUGCGAACAAUUUACGCUCGUGGCUUAGUGUGUCGUUGUUUGUAGAGGAAGUUUCGGAUUCUUGUGAAUUUGAUGCCCUGACGUCGACAAGAGACAUUCCACAACCGGUUACGUUUGAGAUGCCAGUGCUAAAGAUAAGUAAAAACAAGAACGACAAACUGCAGUUUCGCUUGCUGGGUUUGACAGCAUUAGCAAUCAUUGAAAGAGAUCCUGUGACGCGGAAGACUUUGGCAAGUCACUCGCUUAAUGAUAUUUUCAAUGUGGUCGUAUACCCAUCAGUGUCGUCAUCACGAGAUGACCUAAACAGCGAAUCCUCAGAAGGACUGAGUGGAAAAUUUGCUCUUGAAUUGAAGCACGGAUUGACACGUCGGUACAUUUGCCUUGGCUCAAGAGUGAGUAGACGCGAUAAAGAAGUCGGUCUUGGACUAAGCCAUGUAAUGUCACAGCAUGAGCAUGAGCUUCGCCAGCUUAUCGGUGACAUCGCCGGUCAUGGUGAAAUUCCUGAGUGGCUUAAAGUAGCUGGAGCCACGACGCUACUGAGUCAAAAGGAAGCGCGGAGUCUAUUUUUGAGUAACAUGAUAGAAAUGUGUCGUAUGAACAAAUUGCACGUACCAUGGUCAACGGAGGAGACGAAAAUUGCAUGCAAAGAAGGAAGUUGGGGCACAGAAGUUCACCCGGAGUGGGAGGAUAUACUGUUGCGCAAACUGGUUAAUCUGAAUUUUAUCCCAAAUCUUGUCACGAACGAUAGCAUGUCACUCGUCUAUCACCAUUUAGUUCAAUUUAAUCGCAAUAUUCCGUUGGGAGGUUUACGUCAGCGCGACCGACGCGCAUUCGCGAGUUUAAUGAAAAUUCUUGAAAAUGUUAAAGAAUAUUCAGUGGCUCAGCUAAACAGUCCGUCGAACACGGAUGCACCUAUCCCAACAACGGAGUUUCAGGUAGAACUAUUGCUGGCUAUUCAGCGACUACUAUGUACUCGUGGAGUCUUCGAAGAAAUUCCUAGCUCACAGUAUAAGAAUAGCAUCGAAGUGAUCAUGGAAUUGCUUCACUCCCCAAUGGAGGAAGUAAGCUUUGCUGCAGCAUGUGUAAUAAAAUACAUGGUGGUCAACUUCUCAGAUACGCGCAGUCUUAAAUCCGAAUUGGCCAAUCGUCGAGCAAUAUUUACAAAAUACCAUUGCAAAAUGUACGUGGCUCGCGCAUUUGAUUUGUCCAAGACCAAUCGAGUGGGUCGCGUACCUUUUCAUUCAUCAAAGUUUGGAUCAAUUUAUGGGUCAGUGGCGGCAAUGUCUAAUACUGAACGCAGCAUCGCAAAUGCGUUGGCAUGCUCACAAUUAGGAUUGGAUUAUCUCGUCCUCGUUAUGGUCUUGCAAACUCUCGAAGUUUGUUUGUCUAGUGGAAAGAAAGCAACUCCCGAAAGAGUUGCAAGGGAUUUACUGCGAGCUAUGAAAGUCGACGAUUUUUCCCGUCAUCAUGCUUUGUUUUUAUUUAACCGAUCGUUGAGUUUUUCUAUAACAAAAUGUUCAUCAAUCCUGGUAAAAGUGCACAUUUUAGAGCAGCCAACCGAACUUGUUGAGCUGAUUCAAGACUUUGCACGAAAGCAUGGAGCACUGGUUUGGCAGCUUUACUUGGCACUGUAUACCCAAGACAAGGCUCAACGCCGGAUAUCGUCUCAGUUGGUAGCGCUUCUUACUCAUGAAAAUCCUCGCUCUUCUUUCGUGAUCCGAAAUAUAUUUCCGCACUCGUUGCUAGACGACCAGAAAGUAAGCCAAGUGGAAUAUGACGAGUUUGUCUGGAGGUCGACGUGA